Molecule: messenger RNA, 1839 nt
Organism: Durio zibethinus
Lineage: Eukaryota; Viridiplantae; Streptophyta; Magnoliopsida; Malvales; Malvaceae
Source: RefSeq, a predicted model, not a curated record
UUUAACUGCAACCUUAAUAAAUGCAGUUUGUCUUCAACAUGCUCUACUCCUCUCUCCCACCCUUUCCUUUCUCUUUCCCUUUCCCUCUCGCUUUCAAAACCCAAACUUGGCCUCUUUAUUAAAUCUUCUCUGCCGAGCAACUUCCUCCCUCACUUCCUCUGCAUUUCCCCCAGCUUUCCUCUGUUUUCCUCUGUUUUUUUUUUUCUCAUGGCCGAGCAGAUAAAUGACACUGAGUUUUGGCUUCCGGCGAAGUUUUUAACGGAUGACGAUGUUGUUAUGGAGAAAGAGAACCUUAAGAACAAAACCAGUGGCAAAAACAACAAGGACUUGCUGAUGUCGAAUCAUGGUUUCCCAACUGAAUUCCCCCACGAGUUCGACUCCUUCUCUGCUCUCAGCUCCCCUGUUGAAACCAUUGUUGGUUCUACUGAGUCUGAUAAGAGUGACGAGGAUGAGUUUCUUGCUGGGUUGACUUGCCGACUCGCUCACUCAACGAGUCAGAAACUAACCGUUCCUAGCCUCUCCCUGGACAAAAACGAGAAAACUGUAGGUUGGGCGAGUUCGCCACAGUCGACUCUGAGUGGGCUCGGAGGCAGGUCAGGUUCUAGCAAUGGCAGCCCAUAUGGCCCAUCUCAAGUUCCUUCUCCUCCAACAACUCCUUUCAGCGCCCAAAAUGGCACUUGGGAUCUCAUAUAUGUCGUAGCUGGCCAUGUUGCGAGGUUACAAAUGAGCAAUGAAGCACCCAAACACAACAACUUUUACCAUGGAAGAGACAUUUCCAAGACACGAAGUGAUGCCUUCAUGAAGAACUCAAGCUCUGGCUUGUAUUCAAGUCAGAGUCUUUCUUAUAAUAUUGCUCAAAGAAAUCAGUAUCAUGGACGGCAGGAGCAGGUCUUAAAACCUCAGUGCAAAGCUGCUUUGGGGAGGCAAGUGAAGGCAAGCAACUGGCAAGCACAGCUUCAUCAACAACAACAGCAGCAGCAGCAGAUCCAUAGAAGAGCAAUGAAAAAUGUUGUUAGGGUGACGCCUCUGGUGUUGCCUCAAUGUUCAUGGCCUCCACUUCAAGUUCAAUCUAAGCAGCAGCCUCAAAAGAACUCUGGUUCUGGCAUGAGAGCUGUGUUCCGUGUUGGAUCUGGUGGUGUUAAAAGAGAGUGUGCUGGAACGGGUGUUUUCCUACCUCGUAGAUAUGGCAACAACACUCCUGAACCUUGCAAGAAAUCAAGUUGCUCAACAGCUCUUCUCCCAGCAAACGUUGUUCAAGCUUUCAAUCUGAACUUCAAUGAUUCUAACAGGAAUGUUCAGCCACAUUUCAAUGCCAGCUUUGCAUCAAACCAUGAUGCAUUGGUAGCCAGAAGAAAUGCAAUGCUGACACAAGCAAGGAGAAAUUAUAGACCAGAGGGAGGCCUAAAUCAUGAAGCAUGUCUACCCCAGGAAUGGACUUAUUAAUCCCUGGAAAAAUCAGUCCAAAAUUAUGUCCAAUAGUGUUUGUUUUAUUGGAGAAAUGCCAGUAUAUGGUAUUUUGGUUUAUACAAGGAAAGAAAUUCAAGAAUGUGAAUGUAGUUUAGGAACCAAUAAAGAUUUGAAGAUUGCAGCUUUUGGGGAUUAGCCAUAAGUAGAAGAAAAUAGGAAACAAAUAGGGGAAGGGAUUUUUUUUUUUUUAAAAGAAAUGGGUUUUUUUUUUUCUUCUAAUUUUAAGAGGGGAAAGGAUUUGUCUUUGAAAAUUGGCCGUUUUGGUUGGGGAAAAGAAAAAAAAAACCAGAAUUGUAGAAGAAAAAUUCAAAACCCUCUUUGUAAUAUCCCUUGGCAAUUGAAAUAUAUUACUAAUGAUAUAUUUUCUUUAAC